AUGGAGACCUUCAACACGUCCACCUUUGUCAAUUUCACCCUGCCGCCAAACUUCGGCAAGAGGUCCACAGACCUGGCGCUGAAUGUCAUCAUGGGGCUCAUGCUCUUCUUCAUCAUGAUCUCCCUGGGCUGCACCAUGGAGGUCAGCAAGAUCAAGGUGCACCUCUGGAAGCCCAAGGGGCUGGCCAUCGCCCUGGUGGCUCAGUAUGGCAUCAUGCCCCUCACUGCCUUCUCGCUGGGUAAGCUGUUCCGGCUGAACAACGUGGAGAUGCUGGCCAUCCUGAUCUGUGGCUGCUCGCCAGGUGGGAACCUGUCCAACAUCUUCAGCCUGGCCGCCAAGGGGGACAUGAACCUCAGCAUUGUGAUGACCACCUGCUCCACCUUCUUUGCCUUGGGUCUCAUGCCUCUCCUCUUGUACCUCUACUCCAUGGGGAUCUACGAUGGAGACCUGAAGGACAAGGUGCCCUAUGGCAGCAUUGUGAUCUCCCUGGUCCUGGUUCUCAUUCCAUGCAGCAUCGGGAUCUUCCUCAAUGCCAAGCGGCCACAAUAUGUGCCCUAUGUCAUCAAGGGCGGAAUGAUCAUCAUGCUUUUGUCUACUGUGGUCAUUUCAGUCCUCUCUGCCUUCAUCGUGGGCAAGAGCAUCAUGUAUGUCAUGACACCACACUUGCUGACCACCUCUUCCCUGAUGCCUUUUAUCGGCUUCCUGUUGGGCUAUGUUCUCUCUGUAGUCUUCCGACUCAAUAGACAGUGCAGACGCACUGUGAGCAUGGAGACUGGAUGCCAGAAUGUUCAACUCUGCUCUACCAUACUCAAAGUCGCCUUUCCCCCUGAAGUAAUUGGACCCCUGUUCUUCUUUCCUCUGCUUUACAUGAUUUUCCAGCUUGCAGAAGGGCUUCUGUUCAUUGCCAUCUUCCGGUGCUAUGAGAAAAUCAACCCUCCAAAGGAUAAAACAAAAGUGACCUACACAAGUGCCAAAACAGAAGAAGUUGUUCCAGGAUCUCUGGGAAACGGCACCCACAAAGGAGAGGAAUGUUCCCCUCGUGCAGUCUAG
This is a messenger RNA of Elephantulus edwardii (Cape elephant shrew), 1050 nucleotides long. It is a transcript of the gene SLC10A1, whose product is annotated as solute carrier family 10 (sodium/bile acid cotransporter), member 1. Gene Ontology annotation, biological process: bile acid and bile salt transport. Gene Ontology annotation, cellular component: membrane. Gene Ontology annotation, molecular function: bile acid:sodium symporter activity. NCBI's taxonomy places the organism in Eukaryota, Metazoa, Chordata, Mammalia, Macroscelidea, Macroscelididae. Bases 1 to 1050 code for a protein of 349 amino acids. The transcript is spliced from 5 exons. The record is from RefSeq and is a predicted model, not a curated record.